Molecule: messenger RNA, 1763 nt
Organism: Pistacia vera
Lineage: Eukaryota; Viridiplantae; Streptophyta; Magnoliopsida; Sapindales; Anacardiaceae
Product: receptor-like protein 7
Exons: 2
Coding region: 55-1620 (521 amino acids)
Molecular function (GO): protein binding
Source: RefSeq, a predicted model, not a curated record
CUCCUACAAUGCUUCAACACCAGAUCUACAUUAUCUAAUUUAUUUACUUCCAUUAUGGGUUUAUCCUCAUGUUUCUUCUCAUUUAUACGCUUACUUCUUUGGCUCUCAUUAUUUCAUCUUACACUCCUCGCUCAUUUUACUUCUUCUAUGAAGCCACUCUGCCAUGAUGAUGAGCGUUCUUCCUUGUUACAGUUCAAUGCAAGCCUAAUUAUCAAUGAGUUUGCUUCUGGAAACCCUUCUGCUUAUCCCAAGGUUGUAUACUGGAAGGCUGAUAAAGACUGCUGCUCAUGGGAUGGUGUCACCUGUAGUGAGGUUACUGGUCAUUUGAUCGAGCUUAACCUCACCAGUAGCUACCUCUACGGUUCCAUCAACUCUAGCAGCAGUCUCUUCCACCUUGUCUAUCUCGAACGGCUUAUCCUUCGUGAUAAUGACUUCAAUGGCUCCAAAAUCCCGUCCGCAAUCAAGAACCUUUCCAGGUUGUCAUAUCUUGACCUAUCUGGUUCUAGUUUUUCUGGUCAAAUGACAUGGGAGGUCCUAGAGCUCUCAAAUUUGGAGACCCUCGACUUAACGUCUAAUUUUAACUUGAAGCUCCAAAAGCCAGGUCUAAGAAGCCUAGUUGAGAAGUUAACCCACCUCAAAUUCCUAGCUCUUGAUUAUGUCAAUAUUUCUUCUCCGAUACCUGAUAUCUUGGCAAAUUUAUCUUCAUUGACUGACUUAUCUCUCGAAAUGUGCCAAUUGCAAGGUAAAUUCCCCACAAAGAUAUUCCAAUUACCCAACCUUCGCAGUAUCAGCGUGCGGUUCAAUCCAGAUCUCUCUGGCUCCUUGCCAAAUUUUGAAAAGAACAGCCCCCUUGAAGAUCUGAGAGUUGAGGGAACGAGAUUUUUCGGUAAGAUUCCAUAUUCAAUAGGGAAUCUUAAAUCCUUACAGUUCCUGUAUUUAGGUGAGCUGCCACCUGCUAUUGGAAAUCUUUCUUCUUUAGAAGAACUAGACAUUUCUUCAAACCGUUUUUCAAGCCAAGAUUCUCGUUCAUAUUCAUGGAUGGCUAAGUAUAGUAAACUUACUUUCUUAAGCCUUUCAAACACAAGUUUAGUUGGAGAAUUUCCUUCUUGGCUUAUGAGCCUAACAAAUCUUACUAAUUUAUAUAUGGCCCAAAACGAAUUAUAUGGUACAAUCCCUUCUCAAAUUAGUAACCUAACGAAACUCACUUUGCUUGCACUUCACGGAAAUCAAUUCCAAGGUCCAUUUCCUAGCGCUCUCUUUGACCUCGAGAAUCUUGAGUGGAUUUACCUUGACUCAAAUAAUCUGAAUGGCACACUGGAUAUGGACAUGCUUUUUAAUAAGCUCAGAAAUUUACAACAUUUAACUCUCUCUUCAAACAAUUUUUCAUUGAUCACCGAUGUCAAUGGCCAUACUAAAGUUCCGAAAUUUAGGAAUCUUGGAUUGGGGUCCUGCAACCUUAUUGAGUUCCCAAACUUCUUGCAGGAUCAAGAUCGAUUGGAGUACCUAGACCUUUCCUCAAACAAGUUGGUUGGCCAAAUACCUAGAUGGUUUUUCAACUUAAGCGUUGAUUCAUUGCAAAACUUGGACCUUUCUGACAAUCUUUUAACAGGUUUUGACUGACAUUCUGUUUUCUUUUCUUGUUCUCCUCGAGUCUUUUUAGGCUUAAGGUCAAAUAAGCUGCAAGAAUAUGCCAUUGUUAAUGUUAAUUCUUAAUCUUAGUUUCCAAGUUUGUAUUUGUAACUUAUAAUUAUAAAUAAUAAAAA